Messenger RNA from Nematostella vectensis (starlet sea anemone), 987 nucleotides. Its product is annotated as 5-hydroxytryptamine receptor 6-like. Lineage: Eukaryota; Metazoa; Cnidaria; Anthozoa; Actiniaria; Edwardsiidae. Gene Ontology annotation, biological process: G protein-coupled receptor signaling pathway. The coding region runs from base 11 to 919 and encodes 302 amino acids. Gene Ontology annotation, cellular component: membrane. The transcript has a single exon. The record is from RefSeq and is a predicted model, not a curated record. Gene Ontology annotation, molecular function: G protein-coupled receptor activity.
UAAUUUGAACAUGGACUGGGGUCUCGCAUCACAACUGUUAUUUGCCAUCAUUGCAGUAGUUGGCAAUUCACUCGUUGUCUUCAUAGUCUGCUCAAACCGACAAAUGCGGCAGGAACACUCGCCGUAUUGGCUGAUUCUGUCGUUAUCUGUCGCCGAUUUCCUAGUCGGAGCAUUCAACAUACUGAACACAACGGUAUGUUCUGUCCACCCUCUCAUCUGCGCAUCGUGGAGGAAUAGAGCCGUGUUUACUGUCAUCAAAGAGACGUCCUUCUCGGCGUCAACAACUACCCUCUGCUUAUUGACACUUGAUCGCUAUCUAGCGGUGGUCCACCCAUAUUUCUACAAGAGAUUCAUGCACAAUACACGGUGUCUUCUCCUGAUCAUGGGAUCUUGGUGUCUUGGACUAGCGAUGAUCGUUCCUAGAAAUCUCUACAGGCUUAGGGUAAUAGAGCGAGGUAAAUCCGAAGCGGAAAUUUGUUUCAUGCUGAUCUUUUCCUUUCUAAUCCUGUUCAUGAUCUAUGCGUAUACAAGAAUCUUAAUCGUGAUAAGGCGACACAGGAAAGUUAUCAACGUCCAGAGCCAGAUCGCGAAUCAAAUCACAAGCCAAGUUACCAACCAAAGACCAAACGAUGAAGAGAGCAACACGACGGAUACAAAAACAAGAGAUACGCUUAAAGCUCGGCAUGCUGGUUUGGUUUCCGUAGCAAUUGUAGUUGGCAUAUUCCUAACCAGUAAUGUAGUGGACAUAAGUUAUUUUAUUUGCAAACAAGCAAGCUCUUGUCACCCUUCACAUACCUUCCAGGACAUUACGGAUAUCAUACGAUACGGAAACUCUGCGGCAAACUUUUUCGCGUACGCAUUGGUGAAAGGCGGUUUUAAAGAACGGCUUAAAACCUUGUUACUUUGUAAAAGAUCAUAAUUUAUACAGAGUUCCAAAGAAGUUUUGUCUAUAAAAAAAUGUAUUUUUUUAACCAAUUUAAGAAGAGA